CAGCGACUGUCCACGGGCGCCCCCUGCCGGCUGGGAGAGUUGUUACAGCGGCUGUCAACGGGCGCCCCCUGCUGGACUGAGGUGAAGGAUUACAAUCCGGCCCGUGAGCGCCAUAAUCCCAUGUAAUCUGGGAUUCAGUUUCACUCUACGGCACGAGCAGAGCAGAGGACUGUGGAGGACCGUGGAGGACUGGGGCUAUGAAGAACUGGAGGACGUGUCUAAGACCUGCGUGAGGCGAGAUGUUGCUGCUGGUUCUCCUUCAGGUUCUGCAGGUCUCUGUGAGGGCCCAGUUCUGUCCAGACCUUUGUGUCUGCAGUGGAGGGGCUGCAGAACUCAGGUCUGUUCGGUGCAGCGCCACCGGGAUGUCAGCACUUCCUGUUAACGUCCCACCCAACACGGUCAAGCUCCGCCUAGAGAAGACCUUGAUCUCCAGGGUGCCCCGGGCAGCCUUCUACAACCUGUCGGAGCUGCGCUUCCUGUGGCUGACCUACAACUCCAUCACCUCCGUCCACCCCAGCAGCUUCGUCAACCUGAAGGCUCUGCGAGAGCUGCGUCUGGACGGGAACCUGCUGACCACCUUCCCGUGGGAGGGGCUUCGAGACAUGCCCCGCCUCCAGACUCUGGGGCUCAACAACAACCGCCUGGCCAGCCUUCCGGCCCACGCUGCCCUCUUCCUGCCCAACAUCACCUACCUGGACGUCUCCAGCAACAGGCUGACCAUUCUGGCAGCUGAGCUUCUGGAUCUGUGGUUCCCUCUUCCAGAACUGCAGGAGGGUCCGGUCCGAAGAAAGAUCUUGGGUCUCCAUGAUAACCCCUGGCUGUGCGACUGCCAGAUCUCCAUGCUGACGUCCCUGUCCAGGUCCCUGGGGAGCCCGGUGGUCCUGAUGGACCAGCUGCUGACGUGCAGCAAGUCUGUGGGCCAGUCGGGGAUGCUGCUGACCCAGGCAGACCUCUCCCGCUGCACCAGACCCUCGGUCCAGCCGGCGGCCACCAGGGUCGUCUCGCCGCUGGGCAGCAACGUUAUCCUCCGCUGCGACGCCAGCGGGUACCCAACGCCCACCCUGACCUGGAUCAAGACCUCAGCCUACACGGAUUGUUGUAAACAAGACGUUCUGCAGAACUCUGAGCAGCUCCCCAGGAUUUUGGAGGGAUUCAUGCAGGAUUCUCCUCGAGUCGGGGUCCGCUGGUCCAUAAUCAGUCUGAACGCUUUGUCCUACGAGGACGCCGGCGAGUACCGCUGCCAGGCACGGAACAUGGCGGGGAUAUCCGAGGCCCCCAUCAAACUCAAGGUCAUGGGGGUCACCAGGCUGACUCGCUUCCCAAAGAAGAAGCCCAAAAAGACUCCGACCAAGUCGUCGCCCAAAUACAAGAAACCCAACCAAACGUCAGCCGACAGCAACGCGCUCACAGAGGAGAGUCCGCUGGUUUCAAACAAUUUCCCGUCUUUAAAGUCCAGAAACGUCAUCAGUUAAGAUUUUUAAUCAGACGAAAUCCAAAUGUUAAGAUUCUGAAGUGAGGCUGUUUCUAUUCUAUUCUAUUCUAUUCUAUUCUAUUCUAUUCUAUUCUAUUCUAUUCUAUUCUAAAAACAACUGUAUUUAGUUUUUGUAAUUUUGAUGUGAAAAAUAGAGAUGAAAAGCAAAUCAAGCUAAA
Messenger RNA from Austrofundulus limnaeus, 1650 nucleotides. It is a transcript of the gene lrit3b, whose product is annotated as leucine-rich repeat, immunoglobulin-like and transmembrane domains 3b. Gene Ontology annotation, molecular function: protein binding. The transcript has 7 exons. Lineage: Eukaryota; Metazoa; Chordata; Actinopteri; Cyprinodontiformes; Rivulidae. The coding region runs from base 240 to 1472 and encodes 410 amino acids. The record is from RefSeq and is a predicted model, not a curated record.